Messenger RNA from Notodromas monacha, 3375 nucleotides. The record is from the annotation of a GenBank genome assembly. NCBI's taxonomy places the organism in Eukaryota, Metazoa, Arthropoda, Ostracoda, Podocopida, Cyprididae.
AUGUUCAAUCUGUUGAAGUGUUCGAUGAGACAUUUUGACAUCGACAUCGAUGACAUACACCUGAUGCAUGAUGAUCCGUUUGUUCCAGAAUUUGCAAUCAUGCCGAUUAUAUAUUUUCCUACAUGGAGAACUAAAUGCGACGCAUUAGUGCGCGAACUUUCUCCUGGUGACUUGGUGGAAUUCGAUCGACAAAGGUAUUCGCAUUGGGCAGUGUACGUGGGCUUCCCGCGCGACUUCCGUCAACACCCUAUCAACGAAUCCCUGGAUGAAGAAGUUGCAUGCGUUCUUCAUCGAGCUAAUCCCCACGACAGCGAUGUUUUUAAUCUUGCUAGUCGCUCAACAAAUGUUAUGAACGGCGACAAAGCGACACGCAACAACUCAAUGGACCAAGAAUUUCGUCCAAGAGAACCCGGCGUCAUUGUGGGGGUAGCAUUUGCGGAAUUGCGGUCGAACGAUUCUGGUGAGGACAUCAAAAGAGAAUUUGCGGUCAUGACUUCCGAAUGGUAUAAUUUCUUUGAGUGCGACGAAUUUGUGUGCGAACUUUCUCCUGGUGACUUGGUGGAAUUCGAUCGACAAAGGUAUUCGCAUUGGGCAGUGUACGUGGGCUUCCCGCGCGACUUCCGUCAACACCCUAUCAACGAAUCCCUGGAUGAAAAAGUUGCAUACGUUGUUCAUCGAGCUAAUCCCCACGACAGCGAUGUUUUGAAUUUUGCUAGUCGCUCAACCAGUAUGAAUAAAGCUUCGCAUGGAAUUGGAAACGUAUGCAUCGAGCCGUUGGAAGAUGUUAUGGACCGCGAUAAAGCGAGAAAGAACAACUCACUAGACCAAAGCAAAGCUUCGAGAAAUCCGGACGACAUCGUGGGGGAAGCGUUUGCGGAACUGAGAUCACAGGGUUAUGGAAAUCAUGAAGGGUCGUCAUGCUACAAUGUUUUCUUCAACAACUGCGAGCAUUUUGCAAAUCACUGCCGAUAUGGAGAGAGAAGGAGUCAACAGGUUGACUCGGUAUUAGUUAAUGGUGCUUCUGUCCUCACUGUUGGUGUUGUGGCUGCAGGUUUGGGCUUUUACAUCAGCUGGGGAAACUAUGCCUGUGUGGCUGUGUUCGUUGGGUUAGGAGUAUUGAGUGAAUUGCUGAGUUGUUUUCUGAUUGAAAUUUUCGGGAUCGGAACGGGGAAUUUCGCGGAAAAGAAAAUUUGUGAGAUCUCCCAGUUAUCCUUGACUAUGAUUAUCUUGCGAUUGGGGAUAUUUGUUUCGACGCUUCCGCUUCUGCGCGUUUACGGGCAUCGUUCUUCGUGGUUCAAGAAAGAGUCCAAAGACGAAUUCACUUCCUUGCUUCAACCGGGGGACUUGAUAGAAUUUGAUCGCGGAACGUACCGGCAUUGGGCAGUUUUCGUCGGCACGCGAGAUGACGUCCCAUCGCUCUACCUCGAUUGUCCGUACUGUGGCGGACUACUCGGCAGUGUAUCUUUUAUGCGCCGUGUUGUCUGGAGUUUCGCGCGUGUCGUAGGAAUGUCACGACACCGGUGUGGUUGUGAUCGACACUUCGUGGUGCAUCGCGCUAAUCCUGCGGAUAGCAAUUUCGUCGGGAUGCUGAGCCAGAGUCGGAGUGUGAGCAAAGGAUUGAAUGGGAUCGGAAACGUGAUCUUGGAGGAUUUGGAAGAUGCCUGGGGAGACAGCGAAGCUCGGAAAAAUAACCGAUUCGAUAGCGUUCAUCCGGAUUUGGGUGUUCCACGGGACGAGGUUCUUCAGCGCGCUUUUGAAAGAUUUUGGAAGAAAGGUUCCGAAAUUCUUCAAGACGAGUACAAUGUCGUGGUGAACAAUUGCGAGCACUUCGCAGUUUGGGUGCGCUACGGGAAAAAAGACAGCGCUCAAGUUACUUGGUACUCAAUAAUCGUUGGAUUCUUUCUUUUAUUUUGGGGUCUGAAGCAGGAGGAUUGCCGUGAUCUGAUCUUCCCCGAUCAUGUCCAGAUGCGUCACCAACGCCUGUUGCGCUUUCUGUUCUUUUUGCCGUUGCGCCUCGGCGUGUUCCUAUAUGCCGUCCUCACGGCUAGAUCCGAGGACUUGAACCGUAACAGCCCUCUGCACAUUCUGGUCUCGAUUCUCUUGUUCUUGGCGCCAUUGGUGGAGGACAGGACUUUGAUGGUGCCGUGGUUGAUGGUUUAUGGAGCGGAAUUUGUCUACCUUUUCCCCUGGGACUGCUGCGGGGAUUUGUGUACGAGCUGGAAUUAUAUCCGGGAGCUUUUGUUGGCGUACGGCCUGUUGGUGGUGUCAUCGUACUAUUUGUUGCUGAAGGAUGUGGAAGAGACUGGAGGCGUUGAUCUUGGUCAUCAUUGGGUGCCUGGCGUCGGUCCCGAUGGAACAUUGACGGCGCAAGCCGCGAUCUCAGUGGGAGGGAAUGGUGGCGGAGAUGAAGAAGUAGAGCUUGUCGACACCGAUGUGGAAACAGAUGGCAUCGAAGUGAAUGCGGAAAUUGAUGCCAGAGCUAGUCGAGGCUACGAGCAAGAUCCCUUAGCCUACGGAGUCGGAUGCGAAGAAGUCACAGCUGAAAUCCCGGCUGUGAGCGUUGCCAGCCAACAUCACUCCACACGGAUCUCCGUGAACCAGAACCGAUCUCUGGUUUCGGCCAACGCUGCUAUCCAACGAACUUCGGAAGGUUAUCAAGAUCCGUGCGUCCCGCAACCGUUACCGGACUAUUGCUACGAGAAGAAGUCUAGCGGCAGAGGCACGGCUUAUCGUUAUGGUGCGAAGAGCUCUCGUCGUGGGUCCAAGAGUGCGAUGCGGGCGAGUUGUUUGCAAGAAGACACUGUUGAAGAGACUGUGGAUGAAGAAGCGGAGGAAUUCCGACCGAUUGACUGUCCACCUUGUCCACCUUGUCCUGGAAGCCGGUCCACCAAAAGUCGUAUAACUAGUCGAUCCUCUGCUCAUGGUCUUGAACGUAGUCAGUUCCCUUCUAUCUGUCCUGAAGGUGGACAAGGCGCCAGUCGAGUGGCGCCGGCUUCGCAGGGAGGUGUAAAACGUGCGAGCUUGACGCAAAGUCAGCGGACAUCCAGGAAGGGGAAAUUUGCGGACGUGUGUAAAGAUUUCAGGCGUUCUUCGGGUGCGGAUCAGCCUGUAUUAUCCCGAGGAUACUGUCCCGUUGAGCGAAAGGUGCAGAGAUGCUAUGCAGUAAGAAGGCAAGGUGGAGGCGGCGGAUUCCCGCGAGAAAGUGGAGAAGCGUCUAUGUGGCGUUCAGCGUGCUUUGUGAUGGGAAAGGGCGUGAGAUUGAUGCUGGGCACGGUUGCGUACAUCCUGGACAACGCAUUCGAUACGGGAGAUUAUCAAGAGGCGCUUCUGUCCUCGAGACUCCUUGGAAGGAAUCCUUCGCGGAAAACUCGUUGA